Sebastes umbrosus (honeycomb rockfish) is the source of this 1816-nucleotide messenger RNA. RefSeq names its product serine palmitoyltransferase, long chain base subunit 1 (gene sptlc1). The transcript has 15 exons. The record is from RefSeq and is a predicted model, not a curated record. The coding region runs from base 57 to 1475 and encodes 472 amino acids. Lineage: Eukaryota; Metazoa; Chordata; Actinopteri; Perciformes; Sebastidae. Gene Ontology annotation, biological process: sphingosine biosynthetic process; ceramide biosynthetic process. Gene Ontology annotation, cellular component: endoplasmic reticulum. Gene Ontology annotation, molecular function: pyridoxal phosphate binding; serine C-palmitoyltransferase activity.
UUCUUGAGGACCAUAAAUGCAGCAUUUCUGAUGACGUCACAGAGGGGAGAUUAAACAUGGCGUCCGGGCAGCAAUGGGUGUUGGUGGAAAUGGUGCAAGCAUUUUAUGAGGCUCCUGCUUAUCACCUGAUUCUGGAGGGGAUCCUCAUACUGUGGAUCAUCAGACUUCUCUUCUCGAAGACCUACAAACUCCACGAGACCUAUAAACUGACAGAGAAGGAAAAGGAGGACCUAAUUGAGGAGUGGCAGCCAGAUCCCCUCGUUCCUCCCGUUUCCAAAGACCAUCCCUCCCUCAAUUAUGAUGUUGUCACGGGGCCUCCCAGCCACAAAAUCAUAAUCAAUGGAAAAGAGUGCAUUAACUUUGCAUCAUUUAACUUCCUGGGUCUCCUCGACAAUGAGCGGGUUAAGCAAAAAGCGUUGGCAUCACUGAAGAAAUAUGGUGUUGGUACAUGCGGUCCAAGAGGCUUCUAUGGAACUUUUGAUGUUCACCUGGAGCUGGAGAGUCGUCUGGCCAAAUUCAUGAAAACAGAAGAGGCCAUCAUCUACUCGUAUGGCUUUGCAACCAUUGCUAGUGCGAUCCCUGCCUACUCCAAGAGAGGGGACAUCAUCUUUGUGGAUGAAGCAGCCUGCUUCUCCAUCCAGAAGGGUCUUCAAGCGUCCCGCAGCUUCAUCAAAUACUUCAAGCAUAACGACAUGGAGGAUCUGGAGAGGAUGCUCAAGGAGCAGGAGCUGGAGGACCAGAAGAAUCCUCGCAAAGCUCGAGUGACCCGGAAGUUCAUUCUAGUGGAGGGGCUGUACAUCAAUACUGCAGACAUCUGUCCUCUCCCUGAACUGGUGAAGCUGAAGUACAAGUACAAGGUGCGGAUCUUUCUGGAGGAGAGCAUGUCUUUUGGUGUGUUGGGAGAACACGGCCGCGGAGUCACAGAACACUUUGGGGUCAAUAUCGAUGACAUUGACCUGAUCAGUGCCAACAUGGAGAACGCUGUGGCCUCCAUCGGCGGCUUCUGCUGCGGACGCUCCUUUGUCAUCGACCACCAGCGUCUGUCAGGCCAGGGCUACUGUUUCUCUGCCUCCCUGCCUCCCAUGCUGGCUGCUGCUGCCAUCGAGGCCCUGAACAUCAUGGAGGAGGAUCCAGAUAUUUUCACUGUCCUGAGGGAAAAGUGCAAACAUGUUUACAAGGCUUUACAAGGAACUCCAGGUCUGAAGUUAGUCGGAGUACAGUUCGCCCCGGCUCUUCACUUACAGCUGGAGACGAGUUCAGGCUCCAGAGACUCCGACAUGCAGCUGCUUCGCUCCAUCGUAGAUUAUUGUAUGGAGAGACGCGUGGCUCUGACCCUCGCUCGUUACCUGGAAAAAGAGGAGCGUUUCCUCCCCGCACCCAGCAUCAGAGUGGUAGUCACCGUCGAACAGACGGAGGAGGACAUCCAGAAGGCCGUGUGUUGUAUCCAAGAAGCGGCUUCAGCUGUCCUCAAAUGACAAUGUCGUGUUUGUCGCUGCUGAAACGAAGCAGACGUCACUGGAUUACUUUAGCAGCAGUCCACUCAGUUGGACUGGAUAGGACGUCCCUGUGAGGGGAACACUUCCGACCACAGACUGUGAGCCCUGAACACUGUAAGUGUCAUGAGGAUAAUUACUGAUAAAUACACAUUAUAUUUUAUAUCUGUCUCUAAAGGAUAACUUUGCUAUUUUGCAACCCUAUUUUCCCAUGUUUUUGUGUCUAAGUGAUUAAUGAGGACAACAAUUUUUUUAAAUUGGUCCAGUAUUGAGGGAGAACGCUGCAGCCGCCAGCCACUAAACAAGCUGUAAUGUAAUCAUUU